Molecule: messenger RNA, 4084 nt
Organism: Caenorhabditis auriculariae
Lineage: Eukaryota; Metazoa; Nematoda; Chromadorea; Rhabditida; Rhabditidae
Source: the annotation of a GenBank genome assembly
AUGACGAGUACUCAAAUUUUCUGGGCCCAUAUUUCUAGACUGGCGGAAAACGGGUGCUCAGAGAGAAGUUCUAAGAUUGAAAACGCCCACCAUGCCCUUUUUGAACGCCUCGUCAAUUGUCCUCCCAAACUUUCACCGGAAAUCGUCUGAAUUUAAUGGUUUUCUGCUCGCCUUGAAAGAGAAAAUAACCAAAAUCUCGAAGAUUUAUCUAAAACUCCAGAUUUGCCAAAGUUCUUCAGAAUUCUGUUUGAUGCGGUCGUGAACAUUGCUCUUCUUCAAGAGAUGAAGUCGGCCUUCGGAAAGAGGGAAGGAGAAUACUCGCGACUCGUCAGCAAGAGCAGCAACAAACUUCUAAAUUCACUCUGGGAAAAGGUCUUUCAAAAAAAUAGCGUUGAAUCGGCUGGUUCUUGAGAAGCGAAUUCCGGAAGACGGCUGGCCUGAGCCCACUCUGGAGCUCUUCCUUUCCUGGCUUGCCUGCCAUGACACAAACAACCGCGUCGACAUGGUUGGUUCAUGUUCACCUCUUCUAACAGAUUAAAAACAAUUGAAGGGAUAUCAAUCAAAAUUCAAAAUGUUUUAUUUCUCACACACAAGUACUAAAUUUCACAAAAUAGAUGUAGGGAGAGUUUGGGAACAUAUGUGUCCGAACUUGUGGUGGUGGAGGGAAGAGGACUCGCGGUCGUGUUAGCCCCCCACUUGAGUAGAUUGGAAUAACCAUGAAGUUAUUCUUUAAAAUGUCGAUUAUGUAGCUUUCAUAUUUUUUGUUGGAUCAAGAGUGUUUAGUUCUGUAAUUUUGUUUUCAAACCAUUUCUCAAGUUUAGAUCUGAACUUAAUUUUUUCAUACUCAAAUACUAUGGUUCUAUCCAUGUGAUUCCAAUGAUUGUAAACUCUUUGAUUGAUGAACCGGUAGUGUAUGUCAGAAAGUAGAGGCCGCUCUAUUUUGAGACCAUUUCCUCGCAGUUGAUUCGAUCUACUUGUUGUAUUUUGUAAAGGGAUUUACAGUUCAGAUAUCAGGUUUUUUUCCUUUCUGUUCAUUGGUUUAUCAAGGAAUUACUGAAACUAAAAAAGAGACGUCGAGUUCCUUCUAACGAGUAGUUUGAAGGGAAUUCUUGGAAGAUGCGUAGAAUCUUCAAUAGUAGUUAUUAUUGUUUUAAUUAUUAUUUUUGUAUUAUGAUGCCACAAUGAAAUUUUAGCUUAAUCGAGAUCAAAAAACUUAACCUAGUGUUCAUAGUUUCAGAUGUAAGUAAACCGGACAGGAAACUGAUCAGAAUCUCUUUCAACAUUUUCCAGGUUUCCAUCGGAGCUGGAGAACGAGAAGGUCGCGUCGUCGCCCCCAUCGUGCGACGUCUCCAUUGCAAGUUGUUUCGAUUACCACUGAAAUUUGACAAGAUGACGUUUGAGCAUGACCCACGGGGUCGGCAGGAGCGGCUCCUUGCUGGAGGUGCAGCCAAAGGCUCUCGGCUCCUCGAUGCUCGCCUGUCUAGCCAACGAGUUCGCCCUGAACGCGAUGCAGCUCCUCGGCACGACUUCUUUCCUUUUCGAAAUGUCGUCUCGGUUUCAGGACUGACGACGUGCAAGGCGUGCUUGGUGGUGCCGAUGUGCACCGGAAUGUCUCUUUCUCUGUGCAUGACGUCAUUCAGGAAGACAAGACCUCGCGCCAAGUACGUCAUCUGGACUCGCAUCGAUCAAAAAUCGUCUCUCAAAAGCAUCUUUCAUGCAGGUAUUAUAAGUUUGGUACAUUCCCUCAAAAAACAGCUUUGUAAACUUUAUAAUAGUUGCUCGGCUCCACGAACUUCAGAUAAAAAUAUGAACCAAUUCUCCAUUUUCCUACAUCAGUAGCUUCUCUCGAUGUGUUUGUAUCUCUUUCUCAAAUCAAAUCAUUUAUUUUGUGGUUUUAGUCUGAUGUAAUCGACUAGGCGGUGAACAAGAACUUUAAAAGCUCUAACGAACAACCGCCUUUGGCGAAAUAGAAGACGAGCUCAGAAUGUUCAGGUUUUGAGCCUAUCAUAGUGGAACCUGUGCGAGAAAGAGACGCAUUGGUGACAAACGUUGAACACAUCAACAGACUGAUUGAGCAACGCGGAAGCGAAGUCUUUUCCGGAGCCCUGCCAGACAUCAACGGCCUGUUCAGAUUUUGUGCGUGUUGUCGACGACGUCGUGCUUCGCUCCUCGCGCUCCGGACAACGUCGAAGCGAUCGCCGCCAUCUGUCGUCUCCACGACGUCCCUCAUCUCAUCAACAACGCCUAUGGCCUUCAAAGCGAAGAAAUUGUUCGCAAAAUCGUCGCGGUAUGCUCGCCAAUCUAUCGGAAGGAUGCCGCGUCUUUCAGGCAAACGAGACUGGUCGCAUCGACGCUUUCGUGCAGUCUUUGGACAAAAAUUUUCAGGUUCUCAUAUUUUUGGGCUUUCCCCUUUUCAAGUAGUAAUAAGCGUUUUGAGAAUUAUUCUUGACCUCAACAAAUAAAAAUGAUUGAACUAGAUUCCUGUGGGCGGUGCCAUUGUUGGGACAUUCAAACAGAGCGCGAUUCUACCCAUAGCGCAGGCCUACCCAGGUUGAAGUCCUACUUUUUCGUUCUUCUCACCCAAAGAUCUCAGGAAGAGCUUCGGGGAUUCCGUCGCGUGAUCUGGUACUAACUCUUUUACAUCAAGGACGCAGGAAGUUCGUGGAAUCUUUCGACCGCCAGAGAAUGUCGGUCUUGCUCCUUUUCGGGAAUGUUUUUGAAUUUUUCUUAGGUUGUUCGUCAAAAUGCGAAGAAAACUAGUAUCGUUUGCCGAAGACAUUGGCGAAUGUGUCUACGAUGUUGAAGAGAACGAAAUUAGCCUGGGUACCUUAAGAUGAUUGAGACCCCAUUGAAAAGUGGUUCAGCCAUGACACUUUCAACGAUACCUCUGGAAAAGCAAACACUUUUCGGUUCGAUUCUGUUUAGUCGAGGGAUUUCCGGCGCGAGGUGAGUUCUCACAUUAACUGCUGGGAUAGUCAACGAACAACAGGGUGUUGACUUCGAGUCAUGACGUCAAGAACGUCGAGGGCUGCGAGUUGAUCAACUUCGGCUCGCACUGCAGCGAGCAGCAUGGCGGCUACCUCAACGUCGCCUGUGCCGUAGGUGGGUCCAGGAAGAUCUAGAACUGUCUGAGACGUUUGAAAAAACAAUUUUUAGGAAAUUAUCUGUUUCCUCUUACGAACGUGAUAAUGCGAGUGUCUGUAAUCUGUCAUCGUUGUUCUUCUGUUUUUGGAAACUCUUAUCGUAUUUUGGGGGAGAAAAAAAGAGUGAUAACCAAAAGUUGCCUAGUUUUCGAAUUUUCAUAUUUAUAAUCCGCUCAAUUUUUUUUGGAAACUCGGAAAUCUCAAGAAAAAAAUUUAAAAAAACCCAAAAAAAGACUUCAAGAAACGAAUUUUUAAUAUUUUUUUAUAUUAAGCUUGCCAAGUUGCUUUCUUGAGUAUAUUCGAAAUUGCUCGGGACAAAUACUUAUUUUUCUGAGAUGUUCAUGAUAUAUAUUCUCGAAAGCAACUUCCCGCCUCUCAAAAAAAUUGAAGUGUCAUUGAAGUUUGCGGGACAACUGAAGUGAUAAUGUGAAAAUACAAGAUAAUUGAAAAAAAAGCCAACGGAACUUUUUGUGACAAAUUAGCGACGAAUGAUAUUUUUUUCCCGAAAAAAUUUAGGAAAAAUUCUGAUUACACAUAGGCAGACCUGUUCAAUGAAUACCUACCUGACGUUGAAACGAUUCUUUCGCGUUAUUUUCCAAAUAUUUGUAAGUCGACUUCCAGGUUUUAUUUAGUUCUUUUUGGCACACGUUUCUGAUCUGGUCGCCGCGCAAUAACGCAUCGUAUACUUUACGGGUUUUCUCUAAAUAUGAUGUACAAAAUUCUUUCAAGUUUGAAAACAAAUUUUUCUGAUCCAAAUUAAUCAAAUAUUCUACAUCAAUAAAUUUUGAAUCUCCGACAUUUCAGGAAUGACCGAGUAUGAGGUUGACGAGUUUUUCGUCCGAUUAGCUUCGGUCUAUGCAAAGUUCACCAGGGACAUGGGCCAGUGGAUGUCGGAAAAGUCGAUUUUUCAACCUGAUGGUUACGGCGAAGAAGACGACUAA